Messenger RNA from Sapajus apella (tufted capuchin), 851 nucleotides. RefSeq lists its product as uncharacterized. The transcript has a single exon. The coding region runs from base 197 to 691 and encodes 164 amino acids. NCBI's taxonomy places the organism in Eukaryota, Metazoa, Chordata, Mammalia, Primates, Cebidae. The record is from RefSeq and is a predicted model, not a curated record.
CCCUAACUCGCCAGAAGGUGAACUGCACCCAAAUCUAACUGAAAACACUUGCCCUUCUCAAGCCUAAUGAGCCGGGCCUGCAGCGCUUUUCUGCCACCACUGACUACGAUGACAUAGCAAAGAAAAAAAAAAUACCUAUGAAAUCCUUCGAGAUCUUCACUCUCAAGAUCCCUGGGAAGCGCACAUACACCACCACAUGGAAGCUGACGGGAAAGGGAGAGUCGGUGUUUUAGCAAGAAAAGAGGGUGCCCUAACUGCAGGAGCUACGCUAGAUCCCCGGGUGGCCGCCGGCCCCGCCUUUCCCCGUUCUUCCGGCUUGGUCGCCCAGCCCGCCCCACCCCCGGCGCCCAGAGGGGAACUGCUUCGCACUUGGCAAACACACACCACUGAUGCCGAGUCGGACACACAAGGCCGGAGGCUAAGGGAACUCCUCGUCGCAGCAGCCUCCCCAGAACAGGUAGAGCCCUCAGUGAGCCUAGAAGAAGAUGGCGCCCACGGCCCCUCAGCUCCGGACAAACGGACGUACAGUUUGUCUGCCCAUGCGCUCUCCCAGCGUAACUUACCAACAGGCUUGCGCAGGCGCGCUGCCGCUCACUCGCUUCCCUUGCGAGAGGAGGGGAGGUGGAGCCGCGGGUUGGCUGAGCUCCUGCGCUUGCCCAAAUUCUGCCCAGCCCAGAGACCUCGACUUUGAACGUGAGAAAUUCGGAGACACAGUCAGGGCUCAGCUGGUAGGUGUACCGAGAAUCUUCUGUAGACAACUGUGGAAGUGCAGUGGACAAACCUUUAGGAUUUCCAGAAGUUAAGAAAAGAGAUGCAAAAGCAGAGAAAAGACGGUUUGUCUUUUCAGUGCU